CAUCCCGCGGAACGUUCAGGCAGCCGGCGUUCCAUCAGUUCGGGGCAGCGGCAACCGAUCUUGCAAAGGGUUCAGCCCCGAGGGGGCGGGAGAUUUAUUUAAUUUAUUUAUUUCGAGGGGACGGACGACACAGGAUCCUCCUCCUCCUCCUCCUCGACUUCCCUGCACCCCACAUUGACGCUCCUACCGGCUCAGGGGGAGGGAAGGGCCGGCCGCUGCAGAAGGCGGCCCACCGCCCGCCCCUUCCAUCACUCUCUCACUAUCUCUCCCGCCCGACGACGACGGCGGCGGCAGCUCCACCUCCUCUUUCGCCGCCGCCGCCGCCGCAGCUCGGCCUGCUGUUGACAAACACGGCGUUCGAGGCGGGCGUACCGUUGGCGAGCGCCUCUUCUGUCUCCGGAGCAGAUCCCCGGAGCGCCUGGGCGGCCGGCAGCCGGGGAAGGGCUCGCGCGGAGCCGGGGAAGGGAUGUGGCAGACGCUGGCCCUCGGAGCUCUCUUCUUCCCGGGGCUUUUCGCAGUCUCCGUCCGCAGCCUGCGCUGGCUGGCGCCGGCAUGGAGCCUCAAGGACCGGAUCGUUCUCAGCGGCAGGCUGGUGUCGUCUGUCCAGGCCAUGAUGGCCACUCUUUCCGGGAUCAUUGUCAUCUUCAGCUGCGAGGACGUCGUGCACGACAGGCACUGGAUUGCGCGGGAGUACAUGUGGGUUGUGGUCUCCUACAUGGCCUACGACAUCUACGUCAUGUACCUCUGUCACUGGCACAAGGGCGAGGAGAAAGGGGAGGCGCACCCGAAGUAUUCUCUGGCCAGCGUCAACAGCUUCCUGCAGAGAGAAAGGCUUAUGGUCACACACCACCUUUUCAUCCUCGUCGUCCUCACGCCAGUGGCUACGCACUUCAGAGGUGAGCUGGGAGACUUCUUCGUCGGCUGCAUCUACACGGCUGAGCUGAGCACCCCAUUUGUAUCGUUGGGCAAGAUCCUGUUGCAGCUGAAAAUGCAGGAUUCGGCCUUGCACAAAGUCAACGGCGUCCUCAUCCUGGUGACCUUCUUCCUCUGCCGCAUUGUCCUCUUCCCCUUCAUGUACUGGGCCUACGGCCGCCAGGCCGGCCUCCCCAUCUACAAAGUGCCUUUCCACAUCCCCCUCCACUGCAACGUGGCCAACGCCCUGCUCAUCGCCCCUCAGCUCUACUGGUUCGCCCUCAUCUGCCGCAAGGCCCUGUGGCUGUACAGAGCCCCGCCGGCCCCGGACCGAGCCCGAUAAUGGCGGCCUGAGACCUGCUCCCUGUCGGCUGGGUCCUGCCUGCCCCGACUUUCUGCGCCAGCCUCUGGGGAGAGACCUCUCAGUCGGGACGCCGUGGGCUUUGCCCAGGAGUGACAGGCGACGCGACCUCUGCAGGUGGCCCCUGGGUGAAAUCCGGUUGCCAUACGGUGCCAGCAAGGCCGGGUUGCUUUUUGUUUUGUUCUGUUCUGAGGAGUCCACUGCCAGAAGAUUGCUGCUGGAUCCGGCCGCCCAGC
This is a messenger RNA of Podarcis raffonei (Aeolian wall lizard), 1509 nucleotides long. RefSeq names its product TLC domain containing 3A (gene TLCD3A). Gene Ontology annotation, cellular component: endoplasmic reticulum; membrane. The coding region runs from base 467 to 1255 and encodes 262 amino acids. The transcript has 5 exons. NCBI's taxonomy places the organism in Eukaryota, Metazoa, Chordata, Lepidosauria, Squamata, Lacertidae. Gene Ontology annotation, biological process: lipid homeostasis. The record is from RefSeq and is a predicted model, not a curated record.